GGGAGGGAACGAGAGUGGAAACGGAGAUAGAUGCACAUUUCUAGCACUGAAAAAUAAAGGGAAAAGGUAAUUUAUUUAUUUAUUCUGAUUAGAGCCGAGUUUCAUUCAUCUGAGCGUGAGGUUAUAGAUAGAGAAGGUGUGAGAGAAGACAGAAACGUCGAGACGAAAGUGAAGAUACGCUGCAGUGGAGCUGGAAUAUGGAUGCACAGUCGGAGAGCUGUGAACCACCGCCAUGUGACCCUCAGCCUCCAGGUAAAAUCAGAAAAGCCUUAAAACUGUUCGGGAAGCGGAAGCCUGGGAGCAGUGUCGCUAGCAUCUUCUCCAUGCGAGGGAAAGGAGAUGGAGGCCCUAAAUCACCACCGUCAAGAAGCAAAACCCAGGACGGAUUAAAUGAGCCGACGGCCCCUGAAGCAGAGGCAGAGCAGGUGGAUCUUGACCAGGAGGACGAAAGUCAACAGGAGGAUGCUCCUAUAGAGGAGUUCAUCAGCGGGGACAUGAAUUCACAAACAACCCCCACGAGGCAGUCCAUCUCCUCUCUUACCUCUGCUAAGUCUUUGAGUUUCCUUAAUAUGCUACGCAAAGGCCGGAGGGGAAUGACGGGAGAACGGCAGGCUCAGACUGAGUCUCAAAGGCCCGGGCGGCAACGGAAAGGUCUGAAGGGAUUAUUUGGUACCGUACGAUGGCGUGGAAAAGAAAAAGAGGACGAAGAGGAGGUUCAACCAGGACCUCCCCUUCUUGCUUCCCGUUCCAACAGUGUUGAGAUCAUAAAAGAGAGUCUCACGUUGACACCUGGGCCUCCGCCUCGCUCUGUAGAGGAAACAGAGGAAAAACAUCAGCUCUCUACACCACAAGAGGGCCCAACGUCAUCUGAGGACUCUGCAAAGGUGAGCGGGACAACCAAACCCCCAACAAAUGAACGCUUGAGCACACUGCUUGGAGAUAUCUCAUCAAUUUUGAGCUUCGAUUCACUGACACCAUGUGGAGAUAUUGUAGCAGAUGUUGAGGCAGAAUGGGCCAAAGCUAGCAAUCGAAUGGAGGGAGCACCUAGCACACUAAAAGUGGAUAGUUCUGAGAAGACGUCAUCUUCUGCAACUUCUACCAGAUCAAAACCUAGCCCUUCUCCAACAUCUACUCUCAGCCCCACAAUCUCCUCUAAACCUUCUCCUACUUCAGCAGCUAAACCCACCCCUUCACCUUCCACCACCAAACCUAUCCCUAGCCCUUUGACAAAACCUGCAGGUACCUUAGCCUCCUCUUCGGUGACCCAGAUGUCACCGUCUAUGCCUACUGGCCCUAUUCUCUCAACCCCAACAUCCAGUCCUCUCUACAAACCCACCCCUAUGCCAUCAGCUAUGCCCAUAACCAAACCUACCCCAACCCUUCAAACCACAACAUCUACUCCUCAGAUUAUUAAACCUUCCCCAACCCCUGCAUCUGCCUCCAUUUCACAGCCUAUACCAAGCCCCAAAUCCAAACCUAUAACUUCCCCAGCUCAACCUGCCCCAUCUCCUAAAUCUAGCCCUGAAAUUAAACCUGCCACAAUAUCUAGUGCCAUAACUGCCCCCAUAACCGAACCUACACCCAUUCCUUCUUCCAUCUUCAUACCUACAUCUGAAACCUCCCCACCACCAAUCAUUUCUACCCCUGAAACUGCUGCUGUUACCAAAACUGAACCUGCCCAGAUCCCUGUGGCUAAACCUACCCAAGCCCCAACCCCUGCUUCAAAAUCAGCUCCAAGCAUUACCCAUGAAUCAAAACAAGCUACCUCUGCAACCAAAUACACCCCUUUUCCACCACCAUUUGGAAAACCAGCACCAGCCCCUGCACCGACACCAAGACCAAAAUAUGUGACGACAUUUGGAUUAUCGACAAGCCGUAACACUGCUCCUAUAGCCAAGGCUGAGACAAAACAACCAACAGUGCAGACUUCAAAAUCUUGUACCCAAACUAGCACAACAUCUGUAAGGAAAACCUCCAUUUCUGAAUCAACGGCUCCUGUUGCUAAACCUCCAUCCACUCUUGCCUCAUCACAAUUUGCAACCAUGCCAGCACUUAGUACCAUGAAAUCACCCACAGGUGCCUCCGCACCACACAUUCCUGUCUUGAAGUCGCCUUCGGGUAUUACCCCAUCCUUCAUUUCUUCAAAAAGAGAAGAUGACGGCAGUAUGGAUUUGAGGGAGGCAGUGAAAAGGGGUCCUGCAGUAAAGCCCACAACUCUGAGUAAGAUCCCUGUUAGUGGUGGAGGCAGACCUAAAAUGCAUCCUCGAGAUUCCCAGCCCAAUGGAGAUGAGGACCACUCGAAUCUACCAACACCAGUGCACGAAGAGGAGAGCUCAUUUACUCUCUCACGUGAAAGCAGCAGCAAAGAGGCCCUCAGUGAUGUCUCCACAGAAUCAGGGGCUGUCACUCCAACUCUCUCCCACAGCCAAGAGGAUAUUAUGGAUGGCAAACUUGGUCUCCAGACAUCAGCACGUUCUGGUGCCACAAGCUUAUCCCGGGAGUCUAAGAUCCCAAUUAAACACGGAUCUACUGCAACCUACCAUUCAGUGCAGGGAAGGGGGGAAGCUGCACGUUCCAAGAUCCCCGUCUCCAAAAUGCCCGUUCGUAAGACCAGCAAUAAGCCUGCACCAACAGCUACAGCUGCCGUCCCCCGAAAAUAACUGAUACUCAAAUUCUAUGACAAAACCUUGACACAUUCCACUGGCAGUUUUCUUCAAGAUCUACUUUUUAAUAUUCAAUCAGGCAUCACUGUGCCUGGUUUGAGCCUUUUUACAGGAACAACUGGACUGUUUUCAUUAUUUAAACCAAUUUACACACUGGUGUCAAUCACACCAGUGUUUCUUCUUUCUGUCUUCAUAUCACUCCUGAACAAUCUGACGCUGUGGAUUUAAUUCUGUGCGCCAUCAGGCCCAGACGCACACACAAAGACCCUGUCUAAAUGAUCCCCAUGGCAACCAAACAUGGAAAUUAAAUGGCAGGCACUAAAGCACAAGAGCCCUCACCUGGAAUCCUGAGCCAUGUAGACCUUCUCUGAAAAAACAAGCAAUGCAUCCGUCCAUUAUCUCCGGCACUGUAAUGCUUUAUAAUGGUCUUUUGUGGUAAUUAAAAGCCUCAGAGAAGAAGCAAGCAAUCCAUCAUCGAGUCUUCUGGUUUUCGCCCAGGUCUAAAAACACCGCAGGGGCCAAGUAUCAUCACAAGGUGCUUUUUUCUUAUCUUCCCAGCCUGCCACACACACAAAAAAGGUUUUGUUACAGAGCAAUGGAGGAAUCUUUGUAGCCUUGGCCUUCUUUUUUUAGAUUCUUUUUUGUCUGGUGUCUUUUUCCAACGUUUUUUCCUUUUCAAGUGAACUUCGUGGAUCAAUGUUAGUCUUUUUGGAGCUCCCACGUGUUGUAUGCAAACAAACAGAAUAUCUUACCUGUACAGUUCAUGCCAAGACAGGAUAUUCACAGUCUCUUUUGAAUGUAUGUAGCAGAACGCAUGCCCUACUUUUUCAACCAGACGAGCCAUCUCACUCCUCUCCCGAUGUCCUUUUCUCGCUGUUUUUGUAAACACUGUGUUAAGUCACACAGUGCCUGUCAGCUGUAACAAAUGUGUGUGUAACAUGUCAUCGAAAGAAAAACCAUGAGGCGUAUGGAUCUAACUUUGUGGAUUUUUCUUUCCGCCUGCACUUGAACGUUGUGUGAGACUGCAUUAAAGGACAGUAGAGGUGAUGUUUCGCAGGCAGUUGGUGUUAUAGGUAAGCUAAGACUUUCAUGGAUGACGAGUUUUGGACAGAUAGAUCCUUUUUUAAGUUGCCAUCACAUGCACAUAUUUAAUAGAGGACUAUUUUUGUGUGUAUGAGUGCGUGUAUGACUGGGUGUGAUUAUCUUAAUGUCACAUGUUUCCUAUUUAAUAAAAUGUGAUUAUACCUAGAA
Molecule: messenger RNA, 3914 nt
Organism: Danio aesculapii
Lineage: Eukaryota; Metazoa; Chordata; Actinopteri; Cypriniformes; Danionidae
Product: APC membrane recruitment protein 2
Exons: 1
Coding region: 198-2660 (820 amino acids)
Biological process (GO): regulation of canonical Wnt signaling pathway
Cellular component (GO): plasma membrane
Molecular function (GO): phosphatidylinositol-4,5-bisphosphate binding; beta-catenin binding
Source: RefSeq, a predicted model, not a curated record